Molecule: messenger RNA, 976 nt
Organism: Dinoponera quadriceps
Lineage: Eukaryota; Metazoa; Arthropoda; Insecta; Hymenoptera; Formicidae
Gene: Tbca
Product: tubulin-specific chaperone A
Exons: 2
Coding region: 609-965 (118 amino acids)
Biological process (GO): tubulin complex assembly; post-chaperonin tubulin folding pathway
Cellular component (GO): microtubule cytoskeleton; cytosol
Molecular function (GO): beta-tubulin binding
Source: RefSeq, a predicted model, not a curated record
GUAGUAAGCAAAUUGCCAACCAUGAUUAUCUUCUAAUAAAUAACCGUGGUUGGUCAAUUUGAUUAUUGCACACAUCUUAAGGCAAAAUUGGACAAGAGGAAAGAAAUCUUAGUUUUUUUGGUCCUAUUUGGUCAAUUAAAUUCCACUCGACCCUCAGUGUGGUGUUUUUGAACACACAUUUGUUAAUUCCAACAUCUCCGAUACGCCACCGUCUUUAUCGACAAUUCGAGCUCGUAGUACGCCUCGGUGACGGAUUGAACGGGCUUUCUUUUACUUUCAAGUGGUGUGAUUCAACGGAGAAUCGAAUGACCUUUUCAUUUUCAAGUAUAUUGCGUGAUAUUGCGCGCGCUAAGUCAAUACAUAAUCUACACGUCGCGGUGAUAUCACCUUGAGCAGGUCAGUAACCAUACAGGAUCGAAGACGUCGACACAAAAAGAGACAAAGGAAGUGGGGUAUCAUCUUCGGGUUCACUUCUGUCGAUUCAUCUCACCAGAUAAGGCAAUAAAAAACGAAAAAGUAAACAUCGUCGACCUUAAACGUACAUCGCUCGCUUCUCCAGUUCCUUUUCGCAGAGUCGAAAAAAUUACUUGCUCAAUCGUAAGAGGAUAAUGUCUGACCCGCGCGUGAGAACGCUCAAGAUCAAAACCGGCGUGGUAAAACGUCUCGCGAAGGAAAAGGUCACGUACGAGAAGGAGGCGGCGCAGCAGCGAGAAAGGAUACAAAAAUUGAAAGAACAAGAUAAAGAUGGCUACGACAUAAAGAAGCAAGAAGAGGUGCUUCAAGAGUCCCUUAUGAUGGUACCGGAUUGCCAGCGACGUCUGGUUAAAGCAUUCGAGGAACUGAAGAAGAUCCUGGACACCGAGCAAGACUUGAAGGAGUUCGAGGACUACGUCGAAGCAGAGAAGGUGCUGCAAGAGGCAGAGGCGCAAUUGCCGAAAGAAGGGGACAUCCUGCAAAUGUGUUAAGAAGUGUUUGC